Dermacentor albipictus is the source of this 1848-nucleotide messenger RNA. RefSeq names its product acetylcholinesterase-like. The record is from RefSeq and is a predicted model, not a curated record. Gene Ontology annotation, cellular component: plasma membrane. Gene Ontology annotation, molecular function: acetylcholinesterase activity. NCBI's taxonomy places the organism in Eukaryota, Metazoa, Arthropoda, Arachnida, Ixodida, Ixodidae. Gene Ontology annotation, biological process: choline metabolic process; acetylcholine catabolic process.
UCCGGCCAGGUAGAGCGGGAGCGUUGCGCCGGCUUGGUCGUCACGGGGCGCGACACGGCUUGUUUGACAUCACGAGGAGGAGCGGAAGCCGGCGGCCCGAGCCAGAGGUUCGUCACGAUGGAACUACCAGGAGGCAUGGCGGCGCGAGCAGCGCUGGGCCUGCUCGUAGUAGUCGCGCUGGCUGCUGCGGCUGACGACAUGCACGUGGAAAGGGUAACCACUGAGGGACGCGUCCGUGGGAAGGUGGUGCACGUCCUGGACAAUAAGGUGGUCGAAGAGUACCGCGGCAUUCCGUUUGCAGAGCCGCCCGUGGGAAAGCUUCGAUUCAAGCCUCCUCAGCCAAAGACGCCUUGGCGAGACAUCCUCGACGCGACCGCGGGAUCUACGGCUUGCCCACAGGUAGAGUUGCCGAUGUUCCCGAUGGGCAAUGUAACGUUUACAGAAGACUGCCUCUACCUCAACGUUUGGGUUCCGGAGAUAGCCAUGAACUCGGGCUCGCACCAACCCGUGCUCGUAUGGUUCCAUGGAGGCGGCUUCACUUUUGGCAGUGCCAAUCAGUGGGAGUAUAAUGGCGCAGUGCUCGCCGCGACUACGGGCGUCCUCGUCGUAUCCGCGAACUACCGUGUCAGCAUUCUGGGCUUUCUGAGCGCUAACUCACCCGAGGCACCGGGCAACGCUGGUCUCCUGGACCAAGUGGCGGUCCUGAAGUGGGUGCAGCGGAACAUCGAGUCCUUCGGAGGCGACCCGGAUCGCGUGACUCUGUUCGGAGAAAGCGCGGGUGGAACCAGCGCGCACGCGCACGUCAUGUCUCCCAUGAGCGAGGGCCUCUUCAAGAGAGCCGUUUUGAUGAGCGGCACCAUGUACAACAUCGACUUGUGGGACAUGGUCCACGAGAGCAUGGUCAAGGGCAACAAGGUGGCCAACAUUGUCGGCUGCUCCAAGGGCGGCAACAUUGACCUCUCGUCCAACGCGGAGGACAUCAUUGACUGCUUCCGGAAGAAGUCGGCCGACGAGCUCGUCAAGGCUGCCGUAGAGAGCAUCGCCCCCAAAAUGCUUCCUUUCCUCCCGACCUACCACGACGCCUUCCUGCCAAAGAUGCCGCUGGUGGCCAUGAACCGCGGUUUCUUUGCGCCGGUCGACAUUCUGGCUGGCGUCACUUCGGAUGAGGGGGCAAUGAUGCUUCUCUUCCCGCCACUACCAGAUCUCCUGCCCGAAGACCUCGACGUGAAUGGUCCCGAUAACCUCGACCAUUCGCUUCGCACUGUUGUGUCCAAGUGGGUAAAGGAGAGCAUACCGGACAUCGAGGACAAGUACACCAACGAUGCGCCCGAAGGCGAUAAGAACGCGCUCAGGCGCCAGCUCCUGGACUACGCGUCUGACCGGAUGUUCAACUGUCCGCUGCGGUUCACUGCGGAGAAGCACAGCGAGAGGGGCAACAGGGUGUUCGCCUACGUCUUCGGGCACAAGUACGACGCCUUCAACUUGCCGGCCUGGAUGGGAGCGCCUCACGCCUCUGAGCUGCAGUUCGUGUUCGGCGUACCCUACGCUGUGCAGCCAGACUCUCCGGAUGGGCGCAUGAGUGAGGCCUUCAUGCGGAUGCUGGCAAGCUUCGGUGAAAGCGGGGUUCCCGAGCUGCCGAACAAGCAGAAGUGGCCGAAGUACACGAAGCGCUCACCCACUAUGGUUCUGAUGGAUAACAACCACUUCAAUGAGACAAAGGGAUUCCGUGCGAAGGAGUGCGAGCGCUGGAGGUCACUGUUUUAGGAUGAUGAAAUUAUUUUUAUCUGUCUGCUGUUAUAUAUUGCUUAUGAAGCUGUACAGUGUUGCAGAAUAAAUGUUUUUGUACGU